AAAAUUAAACUUGACAUAUAGAUUGAUUAGUUUCAGACCAUAGUAGUUUCAGGAAAUAAAAGAAAGAAAGAUUACAUUUGAAUAAGCUUUAAAGCAGUCAAUCAUCAUCUAAAAUUAUCAUCCAAUGUUUAAGUUUUCAACUGGGCACCCCCCCCCCUUCUCUCUUCCUCCCUCGCUUUCUUUUUUGGGGGCCCCUUGAAUAUCUCAAGACCAUUCUUUAUAACUCACAUCACACACAUUCACUGUAAAAUAAAUGUUACCAAAAGAACUUAAAGUCAUAUAAAGUAUUUGUGUAAACAAACUGUAGCAUAAUGAUGCCAUAAUACUGGUACAUUCAAUUUAAUGAUUUAUUUACCCUCUUUAUCUCUUUCAUGACUAAACAAGUCCGUACUUUCAAAAAAAUAAACAGAAAAAGAAUACUUUAAUGUAGUCCACAGAAGUAGAAAACAGUCAGUAGGCAGGUCCCAAAAAAGUGGCUUCUUUCAUCCAAGACCCCUGUUACACAUACGUUUGCAAGUGGACUGAGGCCGGCCCCGGAGGCGGCUCGACGUAUGUGUAACAUCAACUUUUUUUGAAAAGCCGGACUGAGGCCGGACUGAGGCCAGGUGGACUCAGUCCACCUCUGGAUGUGGUUUGAGGCCGGCCCGAGUCCGGACUCAGUCCCGCAAUCGGUAGGUGUAACACCAAAGUGGACUCGGCGCCGGCUUAUAAGCGGAAGUGACGCGACCUGUCAUCAUCAACAAUGCAUCGGCCGGGCGCGCUUUUGCCAUUUGGACCAGGCAUGCAGUAUAUAUUAUAGGUAAGCCUCGCCCCGAGCGUAAAAUUACAUUGUUUUUCAUCAUUUAUUGCUUUAAAUUUUAAUUUCCUCAUAUCCAGCAGCCUGCACUAAGACACGACAUAUUCUGUACUGGUGGGCUAAAAGUUUAAACCGUUUAUUCCUGGUAUUUUCUCCGAACAGAACUGAUGAGUGAUGGUGACUUGUAAUUCAGUCCCAUCCCUAUAUUUCUGUGGGUUUGGGAAUUAUGAUUUUCGAUCGUCUGAUCAUUUCCUGUUUAUUUCGAUGUUUUUAAAUACAUCGCUACUGUGAUUGCACCAUCUGAAGAAUGAUCAUUAUUUUUUUGUUGGCGAUGAUAAUUUAUCAAUACUAAUAGACAGACUAAAAACAAUAGCCUGGACAGGAGUGCCAUACAUCAUGAGCCGUCAUAAUUUUUCUCAUAUGAUUAUGAAAUUAUGACUCAUCAUCAUCAGACUCGGAGUCAGACUGUCAGAGUUAAUACAUCAUCUUAUGCCUCAAACAAAGUCAUCAUGAUCAUGAGGCAUGAACUUGAUGAAGUAUUUAACUUUGAUUUUGAAGGCAUGGCCAGGGGCAGGCCAGGCCAUGAGACAUGAAACUAGACAAUUGCCAUUAAUUAUUUCAAAUGCCAAUAAUCCACUCAGUCGGAGUCGCACAUAGUCAGAAAUUGGACAUGAAAUAUGUCGCUAGACAUUGAAACAAAUGAGUAGGGUCUAGAUCUACAUAUAAAAUAGUGUCUGCCUGUAAAAUCCCCACAAAAAAGAAGUAGACUAAAAUAAGUAGAUUCUAGCGGUGAGUGCAUAAAACAAUGUUAAUACAGAUUACAGUACAAUAAUAUACACAACUCUAACUUCGAAGUCCUAUCCCUAACCAACCAAAGUCAUCAGGAGGCCGCGUACUCUAGGAUGGACGCCGGGGUCUGCGAACCCUAACCCUAGCUGUAACAGACUCUGCGUACCUUACUAUUAUAGUAUUAACUGUCUCUAUAAUUAACACUCUAGGCCUACCAUCUCUAAAUGAUCAUUAAACCGUCUCUAAAAUUAUCACUAGAAGCAAAUUGUAUUAAAAAUUGUAUACAUUAACAGAUUAACACGUGAUAUGAUAACAAAAGAAACUUGUAAAUAAAGUAUGAAUAAGUUCUUCUUCCACCGGUAUUCAGAGAUCAGCGGCUGGCCACGUGUUAGUUGCCGAGCUGUAGGAGUUUAUCUUGAUGGACUUGAUAGAUUUUUAGAAUAUUAUUUCCCAUAUUUUGUAUACUAUAUGGAUUUCUAGAUAGUUAUUUUAGAAAGUGAUUUCCCAUAUUUUGUAUACUUUAUUUAUAUUAGUUAUGUCAUUCUAAGUCAUACCCAUAUUUUUCAAUUGUUUUAUUCAAUUUUAGUGAUGGGUACAUAUGGAACUUUAGCGGAAUAAUUUGUCCAUCGAUCAUCAAAUGUUACAUAGCAGGGGGAGAAGGGCCUUCAUAUAUCUAGGUGGUCGAUCAAUCUGAAUCAUUAAAUUUGAAUUUUUGAUGAUAUUCAUGUCAACUGUCCCCUGACAAGAGAAGUUGUUGACAAGAUCAAAAAUCCUAAAAGGUGAUUAAUAGAUGUUACACAUAAUUUUAUAUAAUAAUUUUACCACAUCGUAAUCUUUGUGGUUACCAUUAUUAAUUUGUAUUUGUAUUUGUUCUCUCAUUUUAGAUCAAAAUGGCACCAACAGGGAGAGGGAGUCUGUGGGAAGAUGUGGAGACGCUGUGCCUCCUGAAUAUUUGGCGGGAGAAAAACAUUCAAGAACAGAUGGAUGGCACAGUAAGGAACAAAACGGUAUUUCGUAAGAUAUGCCAAUUGAUGAAAGAAAGGGGGUUCGAAAGGGCAGAGGACCAAAUCAAGCGGAAAAUUAAACAACUAAGAGCGUCCUUCCGAAAGACGGAGGACAAUAACAAUCGAUCAGGCAGGGGGAGAAUUACAUGUAAAUUCUAUAGCGAACUGCAGGAGAUCUUUGGGGGCAGACCAGAGACUGCACCAGUUGCCAUUCUGGCGUCGCAACCAGAGGAGGAGGAUCAAUCUGAGUCGCUAGACUCGGUGGACUCUGAUUCACUGCCGAGAGAGGAGGAGGAGGAUGGAGCCGAAGAAGAUAGAAGUAUAACGGAUGAUGAACUGGAGGAAAAUGAUGUGGAAGCACCAACAGAAUUGGUUGGCAAUUUUCCACCGGAGGAUCUAGAGGGACCUUCAACAUCAUCUGCUAAUGGACGUAAGGCAACUGGGGAAAAGCGGAAGAAAUCAAAGCUGCAGGAGUCCUUCGGACUGAUAGCCAAGGAGAUAAAGACACUGGAGGAGGACAGUACAAAUGCCUUCAAUGCUAGGGAGGAUCGGUUCAUGCAGCGCCAAAUGGAGUGGGAGCGUGAGCUCCUAAUGAAGGCACAGCGUACUGAAGAAAAAAAACUAGAGGAGAAGGAGAGGAGGAGAAGAGAAGAGAGGGAGCAUAGAGAGCAAGAAAAAGAACGUGAUAGACAGCAUCAACUCCAAAUGCUUCAGGCCUUAAUGGCUGGUAUGCGGCAGUCGUCAACUUCAAUGUGGCAGCAACAGGGAAACAACUCCCAGUCCGGUCCAGAGCGGUCUCCAAAUUCCUGGCCCUACAAUCACGAUUACACUCCACUGUAAUUGUUACAAACAUAAUGCAUUCUUCAAGUGGAGGAGUGUGUGUGUUUGGAAUUCCCACGGUGGUAAACAUGUAUUUGUCAUAUGAGAUGACACUUUUCAGGAUUUUUGUUCAUCACAAUUUCUUUCCUCAGUACUUGUUGCUGCAUAUCAUUCACCUGUACUCUUGCCAUGCUGAAACCCUUGUUUUUACUUAGCCAUCCAUCUCAGUGCUGCCAGAAUCAUUGCCAAGGGCAAGGGAAUUUACAUGUAAAUUGUAGAUGUUAGUACUUUUUGUUCUUAGCACUUAUAGAUUUUUAUAAACAUAUAACUUUGUUUUUAUGUAGUUCUUUUUUACAUCAAGUAACCAUUUACUUGCUAUUGGAACUUUUGUACAUCUGUAUAUAAACAUUCAUUUUUAUUUUUUCUUCUAUUCUAUGCAUAACUUUUGAAUGGACUAUGUUUUAUUGUUGUUCUUAAAUAAGAUCUAUAUCAACCGCUGCCAACCCUCAUUUUGUACCAAUUUGAUAUUGCCAAAGAAAGUUGAGUCACAACUUGAAAGUGUAAAGUAUUAUAUCUUUUUACUGCUCAUUUUUGUCAGUACCUGUUAUCUUGCAAUUACUGUACAUGUAUAAAACAGGUUAUAUACAUAUGCAUUCACACAAAGUUACAAAGUCUAUUUGCUAUUUAAGCACACAUUUCUACAUGUGAACUUUUGUACAUCUACAGUAUAUAUAAACAUUCCAUUUUUAUUUUGUCUUCUAUUAUAUACAUACCUUUUCGAAUGACUGUUUUAUUGUUCUUAAAUAAGAUCUAUAUCAAAUGCUGCCAGCCCUCAUUUUGUACCAAUUUGAUAUUGCCAAAGAAAGUUGAGUCACAACUUGAAAGUGUAAAGUAUUAUAUUUUUUAACUGCUCUUUUUGUUAGUACUUGUUAUCUUGCAAUUUCUGUACAUGUAUAAAACAGGUAUAUGCAUUCACACAAAGUUACAAAGUCUGUUUGCUAUUUAAGCACACAUUUCUACAUGUGAACUUUUGUACAUAUACAGUAUAUAUAUAUAAACAUUCCAUUUUUAUUUUGAUCUUCUAUUAUAUACAUACCUUUCAAAUGACUAUGUUUUAUUGUUCUUAAAUAAGAUCUAUAUCAAACGCUGCCAACCCUCAUUUUGUACCAAUGUGAUAUUGCCAAAGAAAGUUGAGUCACAACUUGAAAGUGUAAAGUAUUAUAUUUUUUAACUGUUUGUUUUUGUCAGUACUUGUUAUCUUGCAAUUACAUGUAUAAGAUGGGUUAUAUACAUAUGCAUUCACACAAAGUUUCAAAGUCUAUUUGCUAUUUUAUCACACAUGUCUACAUUUUUGUUUGUCAUCAUUGCAUUUGCAGUACUUUUCAAAAACUUUUCCCCCCUUUUCUUUGUAUUUAUUAAGAAAGAAACUGUAUAUUGGCAAUAAAACGUUACCAAAGUCUGCCUUUCGAUAGUGCCAACUAAUUUAAACUCAGGACAUAAUUGUGGUAUAUUUUAUAACUUUUCAGUUACUAUGUAAAGAAAAUUGCACUUUGUGAAUGCAUUAUGCAAAUAUUGCACUUUUAUGUUUUACUUUUUAUGUACGUGUUCAUUAUUCUCUGAAUAAUAAAUAAUUUGUUUGGUAUA
Molecule: messenger RNA, 5052 nt
Organism: Lytechinus pictus (painted urchin)
Lineage: Eukaryota; Metazoa; Echinodermata; Echinoidea; Temnopleuroida; Toxopneustidae
Product: trichohyalin-like
Exons: 3
Coding region: 2476-3429 (317 amino acids)
Source: RefSeq, a predicted model, not a curated record